AUGAGGAAAAUUGUGAUCGAUGAAAUGGAUGUUGAAACUCGAUGUAGAUUUGAAAUUUGUUCAAGAAAAUGUAAAGAUGAAGCAAAAAUGUCGAAAAAACUUUUGACAAGAAUUGCAAUUCGACAGAGAAUUUCGGCGGAAAAUUAUUUUUUGCUGGAAAAUUAUCGAUCAAAAUUCGACGUCUUAUCAAUGAUGAGAUUAUCAGUUCUUUCAAUAAUUAAGAUGUUAUAA
Caenorhabditis angaria is the source of this 231-nucleotide messenger RNA. NCBI's taxonomy places the organism in Eukaryota, Metazoa, Nematoda, Chromadorea, Rhabditida, Rhabditidae. The record is from the annotation of a GenBank genome assembly.